Messenger RNA from Phaeodactylum tricornutum CCAP 1055/1, 2282 nucleotides. RefSeq lists its product with no specific name. Gene Ontology annotation, biological process: glutathione catabolic process. Gene Ontology annotation, molecular function: glutathione gamma-glutamate hydrolase. The coding region runs from base 129 to 2282 and encodes 717 amino acids. The transcript is spliced from 4 exons. The record is from RefSeq and is a predicted model, not a curated record. Gene Ontology annotation, cellular component: plasma membrane. NCBI's taxonomy places the organism in Eukaryota, Bacillariophyta, Bacillariophyceae, Surirellales, Neidiaceae.
ACCUUCGUUUGGAAUGGACCUCGUCGUUUCUUUCUGUUUGCUCAGGGCCCCGUCCCAGCAUCGACUUUUCGUAAGGCACACUCCUCUGAAGACAACUGAACUUCUUUGUCUUGUCUCCAGCUGUGGAAAUGCCGGUAGUUGGCGUAGCUAGCACCUCAAGCUUUGAGCCCAUUAACUCGUCAUCGUACCAAAACCAAUCUCGAGACUCCGACUCCUUUAGUGCUCUUUCUCUCAAUAAUUACAACACCUGCAACAGCGGCCGAAGAAGCUGGAUAGAUAUGGUGCGGGAAGUACUGUCGAUUGAUUACACGCCGGCUCAAACAGAUGAUCUCGAUGCAUUGGGAGACCUUGAAGAGCUACAGGAAACCUCGCUAACGAGCCGAGAGGCAUCCAAGACUAUUCAUCAGCGGAGACCCGUGGGGGUCGCCAUUCUGAUUUUUCUGGCUAUCACUGCGGUGGGACUUGUGGUAAAGACGAAGAGGGUGUCACCAUACGGUGGGUCGGGAGGCUCAGUGGUGGAUAAUCAGAGCAGCUCCGUCGUCAAUAGAUUUUGCGAUGAUCCGGUUCAAGCGCUGAAGCCAACAGCCAGCAUCGAGGGUCUAAAGCAUGGUGCCGUCGCAGCCGACCACCCAGUUUGUUCGAAAAUUGGGACGUCAAUCAUGAGAGACGAUGGUGGUAACGCAGUUGACGCGGCUGUUGCUGUCGCCUUGUGUCUAGGCGUCGCCAAUCCAGCCUCUUCAGGAAUUGGUGGUGGCGCCUUUCUCUUAGUCCAUCAUGAUCCAGUCGACGAGUCCGAGCGCGUUAUCGAUUGUAGGGAAGUAGCCCCAGCCGCUGCCGAUACCGACAUGUUUUUGGAUCAUUCCGACCCGAAGGCAUCCACAGUCGGAGGACUCGCGAUUGCUGUUCCGGCUGAGUUGCGGGGUUUGGAACUCGCCCACAGUCGACACGGAAAGCUACAGUGGGCUCAAGUCGUGGAGCCCGCAAUGCUGCUCGCGGUGAACGGCAUCACAGUGAACGCUAACCUAGCACACGAAAUUAAUAUCAUGGCGAGCGUUGUGCCAGAUUUUGGCCUGCGGGACCUGCUAACGCAUGAUGGAAACUGGGAGAAUCCGUAUAAGGAGGGAGAGCUGCUAAAGAAUCCCAAACUGGGAGAGACACUUCGAGCAGUAAUGGCGCAAGGGUCAGAUGCGCUCUAUAGCGGAACAAGAGCUGCACAAUUGGCCAAGGAUAUUCAGGAAGCUGGUGGAAUUAUUACCAAAGAGGACAUCGAAAAGUUUCGCGCAACUCUUCGUUCUCCUGUUGUUGCCAGAGACAUCAACGGUUUCAGUGUAGUUGGCGUCCCCCCACCAAGUUCGGGAGGUGCUGUUAUUAUUGGUGCCCUGCGGUUUCUGGCUGGUUACGCCAGUCCAUUGGCCGCGUUUAGUGACACUCUAUCACGGCAUCGCUUCGUUGAGGCAUGCAAACACGUCUUCGCAAUACGCAUGUCUAUGAGCGAUCCCUCUUUUAAUCCGGCCUCUGCAUUGGAUACAGUAGAAGAUCUCACGAAAGGGGGCUUUAUGGAAUCAUUGCGACUGUCCACUCGAGACAACAGCACCCUUCCCUUUCGGCGAUUGGCUCGGCCGUUUGGCUACUUAAACGAUCACGGGACCACACAUUUCAGCGUUGUAGACAAGGACGGCAACGCCGUUUCGAUGACUUCUUCUGUCAAUACCUACUUUGGUAGCCACGUGGUAAGCCCUUCGUCAGGCAUCGUUCUCAACAACCAAAUGGAUGACUUUGCUACCCCAGGAAAGCGCAAUUACUUUGGUUUGAAGCCUUCGGAGGAGAACUACAUAAAACCCUUCAAAAAGCCUUUGUCAUCCAUGAGCCCAACGAUGGUCUUUCGAACGACUGACAGUGAAAGCUCUUCAAAUACCGUCGGGGAUUUAAUUCUCAUAAUUGGCGCUUCUGGUGGACCCAAAAUCAUAACUGCUGUGUUGCAGGUGAUUAUCAAUCACCUCAUGAUGGGCAUGCCUUUAUUCGACUCCAUGGCGUAUCCUCGUUUGCAUGAUCAACUCAUUUAUCACGGAUCAGCGGUGACCACGACGGAACGAGCAGUACUGCUCCAAGGACCCACUUUGAUGGUGGCCGGAAGGACCAAGGAUGCGCUGGUGCGCCGUGGCCACGCUCUUUUGGACGUGGACUACGCUGGUACAGUGCAAGCCAUUUCCAUUGACCUGGAAACGAACGAAUUGUCGGCUGUUUGUGAUUUACGCAAAGGUGGCAGGCCCGAUGGUUACUGA